AUGGCCCGCCUACGCCGGCCGGAGUCGUUCGAGGAUGUGCGAGCAGAGGGCCUGUUCCGAACCACCACGGUGCCACAGAUCCUGGCAGAGCGCGGGGCCAUCUUCAUACAAGGUAUACCAGGUCUGCUUGGAUCCGGUGGCUUCCGCCCGGAAAAGAUUCCGACCAAGCAGGAGGUGCUGGAAGCCGGAUCGCGAAUCUUCGCUGCGACUUCCAGUGCUGAGUAUGUAGAUGUCUUCCUGAGCCAUCGCUGGGGCUCCACACGCUGGGCGAAGUACCUGGCAUUGUGCCUAUACCUAAAUUUGACGGCAGCUGCGGUAUGCUCUGUGGCCUCGUGGGUGCUGGCCACUGGAACCAUGAUCAUCUGGGCACAUGGUGUAGCCAACCUUGGAGGGAAUUUGCUCUUGCUGCCCAUUGUAGUUUACCUUCCCGUUGCAGUGUUUCUGCUUGUCUUUUUCUUUGGCCAGCACGUCGUGCAUCGCUUUCGGCCGAUGUCGAUUUGGCUGGACCGGGCAUGCAUUCACCAGACAGACCACGAGUUCAAGCGGCGUCAGAUCCAAGCCCUGCCGGUCUUCGUCGCACGGUCUUCCUCGAUGCUCGUGUUGUGGGACGACGAAUACUUCCAAAGGCUCUGGUGCCAACUGGAAUUAGCCACCUUUGCAAGGCACGGUGGUGCACAACAGGUGCAGUUCUUACCACUGGAGUUGUCACCCUGGCUGAUCUCCGACCUCUUGUUGAACCUCUUGGUCACUACAGGUUUCAACCUUCUGGUCAACUUGGUCCCUCCGUCUAUCUUCACCUCCUCUAAGAGCUUGUCGGAUUCCGCCUUCGGUCCGCUGGUCACAGUGGCAGUCAUCAUAGUGCUCGUGGGCACACUUUUGGGCAUCGCAGCGGCCAUCCCAUGGACCAUUGCCUGCAGAGCCAAGUUGCGAAGCCACACGUUGAUGUUGGAACAGAUGGCUUGCUUCGACUGCCGGGCUGCAGAGUGUGCCGUGGAGUCUGACAGGCUCCUCGUGGAGCAACAAGUCCAACACUUCUUCAGAACAGACAGGUACGAAAAAGAGGUUGUGCUUCAGCUGUCGUCAUCCACUCGAACUGACGAAUACCCUCAGACAGCGAACCUCUCCGAGGUACGGCCGUGGCGGUCAUCCUCUGAAAGCGAGGACACCGAGAUGUCAUCGACGGUGUUCGACAGCGCAGCCUAUUUUCAGACUGACGAAAGAGCACUGGACGCAUUUAAUAGCUAUAUUCGAGGACCGCUUCGCUCUGCAGUCAUGGAGAGUGUGGGAGACCCGCUACAUGUGCCUUACAGUAUGUGUUUGGUGGCCUCUCUGCCCAUGAUCUUUUACUCCGCGACUGAUAUUCUCCAAUGCGAUGCUGAGUGCGUAUCCGACAACGGGUUAGAAUCCUUUUGGAACUACGUCCCGCGGCCAUGCUUAGCUGGCUGA
Messenger RNA from Symbiodinium sp. CCMP2456, 1446 nucleotides. The record is from the annotation of a GenBank genome assembly. Lineage: Eukaryota; Dinophyceae; Suessiales; Symbiodiniaceae.